AAAAGAAACUGACACCGGGACAGUAUCAGUACAUUCAAGCAGCUGAAACAGUCUGACACACCGCCCAACGCUCUGAACAACCGCUUGUGAUUACCAUAGCAUUAGAAGUAAACCCAGUGACUCAUCUGAGGGAGGAGACAGAGAGAGGGUUUCUCCAGGCAAACACCCAAUUACAUCAUGCUGCCACAGUGACUAACCCAGGCAGUGCUGGGCAGGCAGGAGGACAUUUUUGUGGAGUUUCUGUGAAGAUCAACAUGUUUUGGAUGAGCCUGUGAGAACGGGCAACCUUCACAGCCACAACCUUUUUUACAGUCCGGUCCAAUAAAAGAAGAGUUCCUUCAAAAGCAGCACGUUCUAAUCUUGGACAAUAAGCGCCUGCUGUAUCUUGCCUUGUUCAGAGGUACAUUAUUAAUUCUUCCCUAUCACAAGUAAAAAUUAAUAGUUUCCCAACAGAGGAUUUUCUGACAUUGCAUUAGGCCCUGUGUGAGUGGGUAUUUGAGUUUUUUGCUAGCUCCUGCCCUUCCACAGGGAGGUCAUCAAACAAAGCAGUGUUUGUAGGGUCUUUUCACCUUGCCCAAGGACACUACAGCAGAAGAGACACUCAUUGUGCUGGGGACUGAACUGAACCCUGGAUCUUUUCGGGUACAGGGUCCCACCUGCUGAUUUCUUUGUAUAUCUUCUGAGAUACCAACACCAUGCUGUACCUGAAGAAAUACUUCACAGAGGGCCUCAUCCAGAUGGCCAUCCUGCUGAGUCUCUGUGGAGUGAGGGUCGACGUGGGACUGGAACCCUACCUGCCUCCCUUGUGGCAUGAGAUGAUUCUGGGUCCAACCUUGGCACUGACCCAGACACAGUUCCACAACCUCCGCAACCACCUGGAGGAUGGCCAUGACCAGCACUCCAAGAAUGUGGACUUGGACGGAUUUUUCACAGCACGAAGGCUGCUAGGCUGGGUCCGCUCGCUUGACAGACUACAGGUUCCUCAUACAGAGAUAGAGACAUGGCUGGUCCAGAGGGAGCCAGAUCCUCUCCCCAUGGAAUUUCCAGACCAGCCCUCCCUGGUGGAGAGAGCUCCCACUCGGGUACACAGAGAACGAAGAGAUCCGUCUGUGGAACCCAGAGCUGAACGUGGUACCUUUCAGGAAGAAAUGGAGGAAGACAAUAUAGAGCGUGUACUUCAUCAUAUCAGUGCUCUGAAUGAGAGAAGAGCAGAAGAGGAGAAUGGAGAGGAAGACCUGGCCAGGAUGCAUAGGCAUUACAGGAGGACAGAAGGAGGAGGGAGACCAGGAGGUUCCAACAGCCAUGCUAAUAACAGAGAGUUGACUGAGAAUGAAGUAGACCAGACUUCUCUCUCCUUCCAAGAGUGUUUGAGGCUGUUGGAGGAAACCUUUCCCCUCACAGAGGAACAACAGUUGAGUGAUGUUGGCAGUAGAGGGGAAGACCUAGAAUGUCAUCCCCCAAGCAGGGAGCCCCUGCUGCUCACCCCCUCUGAUAACCCCUCCUUGGACCUGGAGCACCACUGGCAGGACCUGUUCUCUAUCAUGGAGCAUGAGAACACAGAAGUUGAUGUGAUAACAUCAAUCGACCACGCCGUAGAUCUAAGACCAUCCGGGGCGCUUUUGGGUGUGAGAUCUGAUGCUCUGCAACAAAACUGUAACAACCUUGACAAUGGCAUAACAAAUGCUGAUCACGAGGUCCAUCUAAUGGAGACUCCCCCGCAGCAUGGAUUGUUGUGGUCUUUAAGCCAGUCAGAGCUAGAGCCAGCCCUGCUUUCUCUCACCCCCAGUGCAGAGUUGGAUGACCACAGUUCAGCAUUUAACACAAGGGAUGUUUUGAGAAACUCAAAUGUGAAUACCUUGCACAGCCCACCAGAUCACAUGGAUCUCUUGGGAGAGGAUCCUUCAGAAGAGUUCUGCAGGGGACAAACUUCAGAAGAUAACUCAAGUAUCUUCAACAUAAACCUGCCAGCACAAGAUCUUGUGGAUAACAUGGAAGGCAGUCCCUGUUUAGAGUCUGCUCUCCACCCUGAAGACCUUUCUAGCUUUGAUAUUAACUUUCAUUUACGUGACUUAACACCUUCCAGUUCUGAUACAUCUCUGGGGGGGGAUGAUAUGAACCAAGACCUUCUGACAUCUCCUUCCAGUGUCUUUCUGGUUGAUGAGGAGGGUGAAGAUGGUCUCCCUAGCCCACUUAGUGACCUCCUAGAGGAUGCUGCCAUCUUGGAUGAGAUGAGAUUGUUGGACCUCACAUUGGAGGAAGGAUUCAGUCUGGAGAUGGCAGCCAGGCUAGAAGAGGAGGACUACCUUGACUGUGAAAUAGUCAAACAGGACACUGGCAGAGAUGAUGACCACUCAGUGUCUAGCAUGGCAGUCACAGAAGAUCAGAGUGAACCAGAGAGACAUCAGCAAGACCAUGAGGAGGAGGCAGACUCUGACUCUGGUCUUUCCCUGGACUUCAGCCACAGCCCAGCUUCUCCAUGUUGUUCUGAGACCUCCUAUUAUUCCUCUUCCUCAUCCUCUUCAUCAACCUCCUCUUCAUGUUGUGAGUCAGCUGUGGAAAGUCCCUGCUAUGAAGACAGGGAUGAAGAUGCUGAGGAAGGUUCAGUUGGUUCAGAUAUGGGAGUAGAGGUGACCGUAAAGCAGGAGGAGCUGGAAGAGGAGGAGAUGGGGGCAGUAGGGGGAGAGUAUCCUGAAGAUGUUAAGAAAUUCUUCCCUGCCAACUACGGUGAUUACAUGCUAUUAAAUGGCUUUCCUUGGCUGGACAAUAUCAACCAUGAUCAUACAUACAACCAGCCCCGGUCCUCUGCCUCCUUUCCAUCGCAACCCACAAAACACACCAAAUCCUUCCAGCAACAUCACAACCCCAGACAUUACCACCGCUCUUCUUCCAGGCACAACUCUGAAACCAAAAUGUGGAGUCGAGAUGAACGCCGUGCACGAGCCCUGAAGAUCCCUUUCUCCAAUGAGCUGAUUGUUAAUCUGCCAGUGGAGGAGUUUAAUGACUUAUUGACCAAUUAUCAACUCAAUGAGGAGCAACUUACCCUUGUCAGGGAAAUACGACGCCGUGGUAAGAACAAGAUAGCUGCCCAGAACUGUAGGAAGAGGAAACUGGAUGUGCUGCUGGGACUGGAAGAUGAUGUGUCUGGUUUGAGGCGCCAUCGCUUGCGGCUGCUCCGAGAGAAACAAGACGUCCUGAGAAAUCUACAGGAAAUGAAACGCCAACUGGGCAGCUUGUACCAAGAAGUCUUUUCCAGACUAAGGGAUGAGAAUGGCAGGCCGCUGGAUGCUAGAGAGCAUCUGCUUCAUUUUGGACCUCAUGGUAGUAUCAGCGUGGCUUCACACCAACAAGGUGCAUGGCUGCCACCGACAGGAAGACAAACAAGCAAGAAACAGAGGAACAAAAAGAAGUGAGAAGGUGAGCAAGCCAGCAAUAUUCUCAUGGGAGGACAUUAGAAAAUGGAGGAAGAGUAAGGAGAUUGCCAAAGAAGAAUGUUGUUUUGGUGAGUGAAGGAACAAAAGGACUAGUGACAAAAGGAGAGCUCAAAGAUACUCUUAAAUCCUCAGACACCCAAAUAGAUAUCCCUAAUGUUUUUUAAAAGAAUCGGUGGAUGGCUGGAAAGGAAAUUGAGACAGAAGAAAGAGGAGACCUUUGAGAGUGGUCUUUGGGUGUGACUAUCAUGAUGAUGUUGAUGACAGCCUUUACUCCAGGGUGUGUUGCUCUCCAAUCCUUAUUAUGAACAUUUUGUACACUGGAAAAGGACUUUUCUUCUUAUUAUUGUUUGUUGUUAAUCUGACUAUUGUUGAAUUUAAGCAACACUAGGCAAAUCUAGGCUGCUAGUACUUUUUGGAAUUGAAGCAACACACAAUAGAUGACCGUGGGACCAGCAUUACAAAAUAUUUUAUGCCUAUGCAAACUCCUGCUUUCUCUUACAUUAGCCACCAAGGAGACUUGAAAAUAUCAAGCUGAACAAAACAGUUGAGUGAUAACAGGCUGGACUGUGUCCGUCAGCAAAUUCUGUCAAUUGCAGACACUACAAUGACUCUGAACCACCAAAGAAAGGUUGCUGAUACCUAACUGACUUCGAAGGACAGGUGAAAGUUAAACAUUUUGUCUAUAAGCUAUUCUAUAUGGAUUAAUAAUAUUAAUUAAAAGUUAAAAAUAAUACGAGAAUAUACAGUCUUUGAGAACAAUGUGGGAUGUUAUCAUGCAUCAUGUGAUUCAGAGGUGAACCCAGAAAGCGACAGGGGUAAGAGUAUGAAGAAUGUAAUGGAUAGAGCGCUCGGUGCUCCACUCAUUUUCACACCUGUGCCUGUCUCAAACAGGAUGAUGGGAAAUUGUGCUCCUGGUGUAGCUAUAGGGUUGCCCUGCCCACCACCUAUAUUCAAAGCAAGACUGAAACCUGCUGACUCUUGGCAGGUCUGUAAUACAAGGGGUAAAUAUACACAAAAACUAAGUUAAGUUGUUAAGCUAAUAAUGUUCUAAAAUUGAUGGGUAUGGAAGUAUAUGUCAAGUUCCACAAAUACAUAUAAUACACCUCAAAUUGAUUCUGAUAUUUCUCCAAACUUUGUGAAAUGUUUGAAGUUAGAAUGUCACCCUCUGGUGGUUGUGUACAUAGCUGAGUAUGACAGAACUCCAUAGAGAUUCUGAUGAAAUUAUUAUACAAGGAAUUGCCAUUUUUACCCAAAUGUACAGUAUUUUAAAUUGCAGUUGAGACAGUCGUCUGUUCAAAGGUAGUUGCUCAGUUGAAGUUCUCCAACUAAAAAUAGUAAAUAAAUGUUUCUCAGGAAUGAGCACAGCCAGAACAUGCUAGUAGUUACUUUUUAGUUUCUUUUUUAAUACAAUAAUUCUAUUUGUUUGGCGCCCUUAUAUAUUUUUUUUAUUUUUUGGCAAGAAACUGUUGGUAAGUGUACAGUAGAUGUACUGUAUCCACAUGGUGGAUACCUUAUUUGAUCAAACACUGAAAUCAAACACUGACCCUGUAUAACAAAGACAUACAGUGGAAUGAAAUGGUUUACACCAAAUCCUGCUUUUAAAUUUCAUGAAAAAAGAAUGUGAACUUUUGUACCUGCAUCCAUGCCUAUUACUACCACUGAUGGAACAAGCUUUUAUUAGUUGUUGUGUUUAUUGUUGCUAAGUGUUUACUUUUUGUGAAUGCCCAAUGUGCUUGCUGGUAUUCAAGGACCUUGGACCUCAUUUUUGUAAUAUUAAAAUGCUCUCUGGUGUCA
This is a messenger RNA of Lates calcarifer (barramundi perch), 5225 nucleotides long. It is a transcript of the gene nfe2l1a, whose product is annotated as nfe2 like bZIP transcription factor 1a. Gene Ontology annotation, molecular function: DNA-binding transcription factor activity, RNA polymerase II-specific; RNA polymerase II cis-regulatory region sequence-specific DNA binding. The record is from RefSeq and is a predicted model, not a curated record. Gene Ontology annotation, biological process: regulation of transcription by RNA polymerase II. Gene Ontology annotation, cellular component: nucleus. Lineage: Eukaryota; Metazoa; Chordata; Actinopteri; Centropomidae.